AUGGUGGUUGAGAUGGGGAUCUACUGGGGUGGUUCUGGCGGAAUAUCCGCGGGCGAGUCCGCGGGUGUCCGCGGGUCAGUCCUCGAGGACUCUCGCCCACGGAUUUUCCGUUCACCGUCUGUCCGCCCUUCCGCCCUUCCGCCCUUGAAGCCGAAAAUAGUAUUCAACCCAGAUGUGAGAAUGAUGCAACAACCUACAGUAGCUGAAAGUUUGAAACGCAAUGCACGGGCUAAGAUGCAGAUGCAGCUUCGUGUGGCCUAA
Molecule: messenger RNA, 261 nt
Organism: Penicillium alfredii
Lineage: Eukaryota; Fungi; Ascomycota; Eurotiomycetes; Eurotiales; Aspergillaceae
Exons: 2
Coding region: 1-261 (86 amino acids)
Source: RefSeq, a predicted model, not a curated record